Messenger RNA from Vombatus ursinus (common wombat), 360 nucleotides. RefSeq names its product coiled-coil domain-containing protein 157-like. The record is from RefSeq and is a predicted model, not a curated record. The coding region runs from base 109 to 360 and encodes 83 amino acids. The transcript is spliced from 2 exons. Lineage: Eukaryota; Metazoa; Chordata; Mammalia; Diprotodontia; Vombatidae.
GGCCGGGCGGCUGGCCCCGGGUACUAGGCUAAGGACUGCAGCGGAGGCCGGGACUCCGGGGGAGCUGCGGCGGCGCUGCCGGGGGCGGAGCGUCUUCUGGCCUGCAAGAUGGCCCAUCUGCUGGGGAACCAGAGCUGCAUGGAGAGCCUGAGGAAGGACAUCACGGACCUGCAAGGAGCCAUUGUGGAUGUGUUCUCCCGAGCUGGGGCAGUGCGUUUCCCUUCUUGGAAGUUCCCUGACAAAGUGUCCUGUGACCUGGAUCUGGUGUCUCUCUUAGAGCACUAUGACCAUGAGGAAGGGAACCCUGAGUUCACUCAGCUUUCCCAUGUGGUACUCCUAGAGCUGGUGAUUGACAGGUGA